AGCGUACAUUUUUUCGUCGUUGUUCGUUAAUACAUUCGUGGCUCUUAUCAUGCGCAAUGUUCAUCAUAUAAUUUAUUAAAUUAUUAGGUCGAGGAAAUUACCUCAUUGACUUGAUUGAGUUUGUUUAUUAUUCUGCUCUGUCAUUUCAAUUGAUUCUAUUCUCUCUCACACUAAUUUCGCGGGGAGAGUAACAUGGACGGUAAUAAAGAUGAAGCAGAACGUUGUGUCGAACUUGCUGAACGUUAUCUACGAGAAAAAAAAUUUGAAGAUGCGGAGAAAUUCAUACGUAAAGCACAAAAACUUUAUCCAACGCAAAAAACAGAAGAUUUAUUAACAAAAGUUACAUCUCUAUUAAAACAAAAUGUGAAAACUGAAUCAGAACCUACCGUUAGAAAGAGACAUACUACUAAUAAAGAAAGUUCUCAAGCCCAGAAUAGCGUUGAAUAUACAAAAGAUCAAUUUGAAGCUGUAAAAAGAAUUAAAAAAUGUAAAGAUUAUUAUGAAAUUUUGGGAGUAAGUAAAGAUGCAACAGAUAGCGAUAUUAAAAAAGCUUAUAAAAAGCUAGCACUUCAGUUACAUCCUGACAAGAACAAAGCUCCAGGAGCUGCAGAAUCAUUUAAAGCCAUUGGAAAUGCUGUCGCUAUUCUUACGGAUGUUGAAAAACGGAAACAAUAUGAUCUGUAUGGUCCUGAAGAGGAACGAUUACAAAGUAGUCAAGCUCGUCAAAAUUAUACCCAUUAUAAUUACACACGUGGUUUUGAAGCUGAUAUAACAGCAGAAGAAUUAUUUAAUAUGUUCUUUGGCGGAGGGAUACCUCAGCAAGAAUUUUAUAUGAGACGUACAGGUGGUAGAUGGAUGAGGCAGCAAGAAACACAAGCUCAAAAUGCUCAUUCUCAGCAAGCAAAUGGAUAUACUACAUUUGUCCAAUCAUUACUUCUUUUGUUGUUAAUAUUGAUAUCUAUGAUGAGCAGUUUUUUUAUAUCAGAUCCUUUAUAUAGUCUACAUCCUAGUGCCAAAUAUUCUAUAGCAAGAAAAACCCAACAAUUGAAAAUACCAUAUUACGUCAAGGAAAACUUUCAUAACGAAUAUCAAGGCAGUUUGCACAGAUUAGAAAUAUCGGUUCAAGAAGAAUAUUUAUUAAACUUGAGACAAGCAUGUUAUAGGGAAAGAAAUUAUAAGGACGCACUGUUAUGGAAGGCUCGUAGUUUUCAAGAUCAAGAAAUGUUUCUUAAAGCUAAAAACAUUGAUACACCUUCUUGUAAAAAAUUACAAGAAUUACAAGAAGUUUCAUAGCAUAUUCAUGUAACUCAUUAAAAUUGUGUUGUAGAUAGAUGUAUAUUAUAUUCACGCGUGCAUAUUUAUUUUGAGUGUGACGCAGGACGUUGAGUUAUAUGUUCGUAUCUACUGUCAUACAUCGCGCGCCUUGCAUAGCCUGUCAUUAAUAAUAUGGACCAUGCAUGAUGUUUGAUCCGUAUCUAAAUUGUUAAUUGUUUGCUAGAAGAUAAAAUUUGAAUAGCCCAUUUAAUGGUAAUUCCACUAGUAAAAUGAUAUUGAAUUUAUAUUAUGCAAUUAGAUGAGAUAAAUUUAGCUUUUUUUAGAUUGAUCGUAUCAGUCAAGUAAUCAUAAAAGUUAUUUAUUUUCGUAGAUUGAACGAUGUUCUUUACGACUCGGAAAUUGUUCAUAUAAUCUUAAAUUUUUUAAUAAACAUCAAAAAUUCUUAAUUUUUU
Messenger RNA from Vespula pensylvanica (western yellowjacket), 1727 nucleotides. RefSeq names its product dnaJ homolog subfamily B member 12. The transcript has 8 exons. The record is from RefSeq and is a predicted model, not a curated record. The coding region runs from base 193 to 1293 and encodes 366 amino acids. Gene Ontology annotation, molecular function: Hsp70 protein binding. Gene Ontology annotation, cellular component: endoplasmic reticulum membrane. Gene Ontology annotation, biological process: cellular response to misfolded protein. NCBI's taxonomy places the organism in Eukaryota, Metazoa, Arthropoda, Insecta, Hymenoptera, Vespidae.